AUGUUUUAUCUUCUUAACUUCAUUUUUCUUCGUUUUUUUUUUAACUCUUUUCUUCAUUUUCUCUUCCUCUCUUUCUUUUCUCACCUUAUUUCUAAUCCUUUUCUUCCUCGCCUCUUUCUUUUUUUUCUUUUUUCUCUUCUACACCUCUUCUUAUUUCUCUUCUUUUUCCCCUUCAUUUUUCUUCUCGCUAUCUAUUUCUGUUUCUCCUCAUUUUCUUCUUUCUUAUUUUUUCUUUCUUGUUUUUUUUUCUCCACACUUUUCUAUCUCUUAGCCCUUUCUUCUUCUUCUUCUUCUUCUUCUUCUUCUUCUUCUUCUUCUUCUUCUUCUUCUUCUUUCUUUCUUUCUUUUCCUUCUUUCUUCCUCCUCAGCGGUCUUUUCUUUCUUUCUUUCUUUCUUUCUUUUCAUUUCAUAAUACUUACAAAUAUACAUUGGAUUUCCUUUUCUCUUUCUAUAUUUCAGCUUCCUUCUCACCGGUCUUUUCUUUCUUUCUUUCUUUCUUUCUUUCUUUCUGUUGUAAUUCAACACUUUCUUUCUUUCUUUCUUUCUUUCACCCAUCCUUCCUCUUUCUUUCUUUCUUUCUUUCUUUCUUUGGUUUUUUCGUCUUUCUUUCAUUCGUUCGAUCGUCUUUUUUCUUUUUUUAUUCUUCUUCUUUAUUUCGUUUUUCUUUUCAUUCUUUCUUUUUUCUUUCAUUCUUUCUUGUUCGAUAUUGUUGUUUUAAUUUAUUUUCUUCGUUAUCAUUCCGGCAAGUAA
Molecule: messenger RNA, 750 nt
Organism: Acanthosepion pharaonis
Lineage: Eukaryota; Metazoa; Mollusca; Cephalopoda; Sepiida; Sepiidae
Source: the annotation of a GenBank genome assembly